UCUCCUUUUAACUAGGCGCACUGCGCUUUUACGCACGACUCCACUGACUUUCUGUAGCAGUGCAGAGUGUCAUGAGGACCGUCAGUGUAUGAGCGACAAGCUGCCAUCUCUGCUCGAUGAUGAUCAUCCUGCCUGCUCUGUUAAUUCUUUGGGGAGAAGCGGCUCAGUGCCUGGAGGAGGAUGGAAGAUUUAACUUAAAGGGAGACCUCCGUCACUUCGCCGUGGCCAAUGGCACGGUUUACAUCGCUACUGAGGAGAUGCUGUACCAACUAAACCACGACCUGACUCUGGUCCGGAGUCUGAGCCAGAGAGGAUUCUUGGCACACAUUCCUGGCACAUCUGAGCUGAAGUUAAACCGAUCUUCUGAUAAGGGGAACGUUACGUUCAGUGUCAACAUGUUAUUACCGCAUGUUGCAGACGAAAAUGUGAUAGUUUGCGGUGUUAUUGAUAAGGGGUGCGGUUAUUGUGAACUGUUGGACUUCAAGAACAUUGCCAAUGUUCUGUACUGGGAAGAAAUCGAGGUAGGUUCUUUGUGGCGCAGCAGUGCGUCCGUGAGCCUCCUGGUGAGUGUGGAGACUCAGACCCGGGCAGAGACUUACAUUCUCACCGCCGUGCAGCAAUACAAGGAAGAGCCGACAAAGACAGGCUGCCCACCUUUGUCAGAUGCAGUGAACCUUUGUAACACGAAUAACAAUCAACCAGGACUAAUAUUUUCUAUUAAUAGCGAAGACAUAGAUCCUGCGAUCACACGGGAAGACGAUGUGGAGUUUGUGGAUGGAUUUCAGAUGAAUUCCAUCAUCUAUCUUUUCUCCAAUCUGCCCUCAAAAGACAGAAACAACAAAGUCCGUCUCCUUUGGCUUGAAGGCAAAGAAGGCAAAUAUCAGACUCUGAAGUCGCUCCGGGGCGCAACUCUCAGAGUCUCUGAUGGAGAGAAAGGACUCAGACUGAUCGCCUCCUCGGUGAUCCCGGGCGGUCCGCCGGUGCUCUGGUGCGGCGUGUUCAGUGUGGACGGAGGACAAACCAACACCGAGCUGGUGCUGUUCGACAUCAGCCCUGAUCUCACCAGAGAGCAAGAUAUGGACCCGGACUUCUGCUCUGACUGUGGUGAUAAGCCAGUGGAUGAGCCAAAGACACUGAAGCCGAAGAAGGUGAUCUUCAAGCAGAACUACAUGACUUCUGUGCUGGCGGUGACACAGAAAAACUGGAUGGUUUUCUUCAUCGGGACGGGAGAUGGGCAGCUCAUUAAGCUUGCUGUGGACAAGAAGUACCAGACCACGUGUUCCAGAGUGCUCUACAAAACCAGUGACGACCGCAAAGUGUUUCAGACAUUACAUCUAGAUCAGGUGGAUCUUAAACAUGUCUGUACGUUUGGAGAUGACUGCAAAGACUCAGACUGGCUGUCCAUUCCUGAUGAUUCUCAACAGAAGAUGGUUUCAUACAAAGUUGCACAGGAAAACACUGGACAGAUCACACUUACCAUCCAGAUGCAUCUGUCGGUGGGCAAGAGUGCACUUUCUAACUUCAUCUGUCAAUUAGAACAUUUUAAAAUGAAAAACCCUGAACUACAAUUCCCACAGUGCACCUUCAUACUUGAAAAUACUACAUUUCCUGCUCAAGGACUGCCUAUUAAACUUAAGGUUGGACUUGGGACGUCAGAACUGUUAGAACGGCUGAACCUUCUCAACUGCACCAAAAUUAGUGGACCACCAACAUCUGUCUUGUGUCGGCAGUGCAUUGAUGCUGGGUGUAGCUGGACCACAAACGGAUGUUCCUGGGCCAAUAAAGGAGUAGGAAAUGACAGUGUUUGCCAGAUGAUGGAGUCAUGGAUGAACUUCUCAAGACCACAGAUCUCCUCCAUCACUCCCAGUGUUGUGUCCUUCUACGGCAGAAACAAUGCAGUGUUGAAGGGUUUUAACCUCAGUUCUGUGAUCAGAGUGAGGUUCCAGGCAGACUGCACACCACAAGAGUUUCCUGUUUGGGACAACACUGGUGAAAAUCUGACCUUUCACAUUCCCAGUGCAGAAAAUAAAGGAGUAGUCAAAGUAUGCCUUCUCCUCCCAGAUGGCAGUUGCCAUGGCAGCGCCAAAAUCACCUACCGAUCGGCACCAUCCUGCACGAGUAUUUCACCCAAAAGCACUUGGAUAAGUGGAAACCGGAAGAUCAAAUUAAUGGGAUCUCUCCUGGAGCUUGUGGAAGCUAUCAAACACAGCAAAGUCCUGCAGGAAGUCAGACUGCCCAGUCACAACACCUAUCAGGCUCUACAGACUCUCACCUAUGACUCGCCUGCAGCUACAAACGCUUACUGGACUUUUUCGAGCACUUUGUCUCUGAAAGUAGCAAAUGAAACCUUGCCCUGUUCCACAACAAUAACCUACUACCCAGACCCUGAGUUUACAAGCUUCUCUUCUACACUGACAGGGGACGAUGUCCGCAUCACCAUACAGAAAAAGGCAGACAAACUAGGGAUGAACAUAACAGAGUUGUCUGUGUGGGGCAUUCAUGAAGAAAACCGACACCCCUGCAUCAUGGUGGACCAAGAAACCAAUGAUGAGACUGAGAUUGAAUUUUUCACCUGUGAGAUCCGAAACACUCGCAUUGCUACAUUUCAGGAGUUAGAG
Messenger RNA from Labrus mixtus (cuckoo wrasse), 2618 nucleotides. Its product is annotated as plexin-C1-like. Gene Ontology annotation, cellular component: semaphorin receptor complex. Lineage: Eukaryota; Metazoa; Chordata; Actinopteri; Labriformes; Labridae. The record is from RefSeq and is a predicted model, not a curated record. The transcript is spliced from 13 exons. The annotation marks the transcript as partial. Gene Ontology annotation, molecular function: semaphorin receptor activity; protein binding. Gene Ontology annotation, biological process: semaphorin-plexin signaling pathway involved in axon guidance; regulation of GTPase activity; regulation of cell shape.